AUCACUUUCAGGCACACUGGAGGUAAGCAGUAGAAAAUAAGUAAGGCAGUAAAUGAGGAUGGCUCCCCAGGUCUAUAUGACUAUGUACAAAGAGCAUUUCAGCUCUCCUGGCAGAGCGAAACGAGCAGAACUUCGGCCAACAUCUGCCCACCGCAGGAACAACCCCCAGCCCCGGCCGGACUUUCUGUUUCCCCGGAGUCCUCCGUUCAUCUACAGGUCAAGCCGCACUCAACCACAUCCUUUGCCUCCUGUGGACAUUGGUCGUCCCCUCUUCCCCCCUGUCAGACAUUUGUCAUUUCAUAGUCCUGUUACAACUUGUCCUGACAGCUCUGUAAACACAGGAAAUUCAGGGAAACCACAACACAUUCCCCAUGUCAACCUCUCAGCAGGACAAGCUCUGCCCUCUUCUGACAGACUGCGGAAACUACAGCUGACAGAGCCUCCAUCUGCCACUGACUUGCAGCUCCACACUGCUUUGAAGAACCCCGAGAGGAGAAUGGGUUAUCAGAGGACUGUCCAUCCAGUCUCAGCUCAGCAGCUCAGGCAGCAUGCAGGUGCUCAGCUUCGAACAAGACCCCAAACUAGCCUCCCUCAUGCAGCUGCUCACAACUUUGCACAGACUCGAUACAAGCGGUGUUGUUCUAACAGCACUCUGGAUUAUAGUGGUUGCUACAGCUGCUUCCAUGUGGUGAAGCCCCACCAAGCCGGACACUACAUCAUCCACCCAGAGUUUGUGUCUGAGUGCCUUUAUUAGGCCUAUUAGAGCACAUGGCAUCCAAAGUGGGGAUCUUGGACCUGCAGAGGUCCUUCAGGGGAACCUGCAGGGGAUUCCCUUAGCAAAAUGAAGGAUUGUUAACUUUUGUUUAAUUCUCUGCUAAUUAACCCAGUGAGACGAGGUGUAAGUGUGAAUUAUGUAGGCUGCACCCUUAUCGCUGUUAUCUCCUCACGUACGGCAUGGAAACCGCUAAUCAGCACUAAAUCAGCAGCAAAGAUCUUCCUGAAAGAGUCUUGUGAUGAUGAAAUCCAAUGAGGCCUUGUGGCCUUAAUGUGUUGACUGUGACAUUGCAAUUUUAAACAACUAAUAAAGUAAUCAUUUUCCA
Amphiprion ocellaris (clown anemonefish) is the source of this 1100-nucleotide messenger RNA. RefSeq lists its product as uncharacterized. NCBI's taxonomy places the organism in Eukaryota, Metazoa, Chordata, Actinopteri, Pomacentridae. The coding region runs from base 53 to 754 and encodes 233 amino acids. The transcript has 5 exons. The record is from RefSeq and is a predicted model, not a curated record.